This is a messenger RNA of Cryptomeria japonica (Japanese cedar), 369 nucleotides long. RefSeq names its product (S)-N-methylcoclaurine 3'-hydroxylase isozyme 1-like. The record is from RefSeq and is a predicted model, not a curated record. NCBI's taxonomy places the organism in Eukaryota, Viridiplantae, Streptophyta, Pinopsida, Cupressales, Cupressaceae. Gene Ontology annotation, molecular function: oxidoreductase activity, acting on paired donors, with incorporation or reduction of molecular oxygen; monooxygenase activity; iron ion binding. Bases 1 to 369 code for a protein of 122 amino acids. The transcript has a single exon.
AUGGAUUUCCAAAUUGUUCCUUGGUUAUCUGUGGUCAUUGUCAGUGUGUUUGUGUAUCUCUUGUUUAAGAAGUUAAGGAUGGAUAAGACGGGGCCUCCACUUCCUCCUGGACCUCCACCUUUGCCAUUACUAGGAAAUCUCCUUCAAAUGGGAGGAGGAAAGGCCACUGAAGUUCUGGUGGCCCUUUCUCAGCAGUAUGGUCCUCUUAUAACUCUCCGUUUCGGCUUGAAAACUAUAAUGGUAGUCUUUUCUCCUGCGAUGGCCAAAGAGGUUCUCAAAACCCACGAUCACAAUCUUGCUGGAAGAUGGGUUUUACAAGCAGCCAAGACCCUUGAUCAACACAAGUCCUCAAUAGGCUGGGCUGAUUAA